AUGGCGGAACCAGAGUUCGAGUGGAACCAGACAGAGCUGCUGCUCACGCGCAGUGCGGCUCAGAUCGUGGACAUGUCGCUGCCCGGCGAGCUACAUGAAGGGCUGCAGCAGCAGCGGCAGCAGCAGAGCGCGGCAGUGAUGGCCGAGCCAGAGUCCGAGUGGAACCAAACAGAGCUGCUGCUGACGCGCAGCCAGGCGCAGAUCGUGGACAUGUCGCUGCCCGGGCGCAAGAUCUACACGGAGUGCCCGAGGAUAGAGUACUCGCGGCAGGCGUCCGACCUCGCUGCUCUCAUCUCCUCCAAGCUCGCUCCGCUGCAGGUGCAGCCAUCAGCAGGGCUGAGGCAGCGGCAGGGCAGGCGCACGCCAGUGCUGCUGCUAGCCAAUUCCUCCUUCCCCAUGGGUGCCUCCCUGCGCACGCCUCUCGCCCGCCCUGACCUCGUCUCCCUCGGCCUCUACCACGGCCUGCUCUACCGCCUCAAGGUGAUAGUGAGCGUGCGGAAUAUCUCAGACGUGAUGGCAUCAGCCAUCAGAGCGCACUAUGACAAGGAUGACACCGGCUUGCAGGUGCGGCUUGUGGAGGACAGUCUGGUGUAUCUCGAUGCUUCGUUACGCCAGCUACCGUGCGGGACGUACGCCAUCGUCAACCUCGAUCACCUCAUGUCGUCCCCAUCU
Closterium sp. Naga37s-1 is the source of this 672-nucleotide messenger RNA. The record is from the annotation of a GenBank genome assembly. NCBI's taxonomy places the organism in Eukaryota, Viridiplantae, Streptophyta, Zygnematophyceae, Desmidiales, Closteriaceae.